UACGUGAAUGCGGCAGUUGAACGCAUCAGCGUUCUGGCCGUAGGUGAACGGUAGAGGUCUGUGUACAGACCGGGACGGACACCAACAGGGCCGCUGGUAUUUCCAGGGCAGCCCCAGGAAGACGAAACAAACAUGGGGAACGCGGAGAGCGGCUGCGGUGGAGGCAGCGGCGACGAGGAAGACAUAGAGACGGAGAGCCCCGGUUUGGCGGAAGACAGCCCGGCCUCUGCGGCCACUGGCGGCGGUCUCGCCGGAGGUGGAGGAGGCACCGGUUCUGGAAGAAGCGGAAGGGGAUCGAAUAACCUGCCCGCACACACCGGCGGACCACCCGGGCCCGGGGUUCUCUUGGAGCAAGUGAAACUGAGAGAGGCGGCAGCUCGUGUCAGCGACUCGGGGGUUACCAUUCAUAAGUCCGUCCUGUCCGGGAACGAGGGUGUCCUGAUGCGGUGGCUGGAGGACCGGUUAAACCGAGGAGAGGAGACGGUCAAUGUGGAACAGUUUCGGGAGAUGUUGGAGAGCAGAGAUGCCCCGAGGGACGAAUGUGAGGAGGCCUUCGGACAGUUUGACGCAGAGGGGGACGGCGUGGUGGACAUAGAGAGCAUGCUGGUUGCCCUUAAGAACUCCAACGGAGCUAAUCUACAGGGAGAGCUGAGUCAUGUGAUAAGACAGCUGCAGGCGUGCUCCCUAACGCCAGGUUUUGUUGACAUUUUUUCCAAGAGCAAAGACCGACUGGGAGCACACGCCUCUAAGAUCUUGAAGUUCUUGCAGAGAAAUCGUAUUCCCAGCAGUUCCAUUCCUUUCCCCAUUUUAGAGGGCUACAACAGCAUCUGCACCAUGAGGGCCAGCGUGGUCCAGGACUUCCUGGAGUUCCUGCUGCAGAAGGAGAAAGAUCUAGACAUCCAGUACAGAGCAGAACUAGAUCGUGAUCCAGAUGUAGAUAAGGUCAAAGUGGUUACACAGUGCUACAGCUCAAUAGAGGCUUCUUCCAACGUCGCUGAUGUCUACAAGAUGUCCAACGGGGAUACGAUGUCCUUCUGGCAGUCUGACGGGAGUGCCCGCUCACACUGGAUAAGACUGAAAAUGAAACCAGAUGUGGUCUUGAGGCGUCUGGCCAUUGCCGUGGCGUCCAAUGACCACAGCUACAUGCCCCAGCUAGUCUCGGUGUCUGUCGGGAAAAACCGGCGUUCGCUGCAGGAGAUCAGAGACAUCCGCAUCCCCAGCAACGUGACAGGCUACAUAGCUCUACUGGAGAACGCCAACAUCACACAUCCCUACAUUCAAAUCAACAUUAAGCGGUGCCUGAGUGACGGAUGUGAUACACGGAUUCACGGCUUGAAGACACUGGGCUAUCAGAUUACCAAGAGUAAAGAGGUGUCUGUUUCGGAUGCUUCAGCCAUCUGGUACUUGUCUCUCCUCACCUCUUUGGUCACAGCAUCCAUGGAGACCAACUCUGUUCUGGCUCAGACUGUCCUUCAGAGCACACAGAAAGCCUUACAACACAUGCCUCCGUUGUCUCUGACGCCAUCAUCCACAGAGUUCCCCAAGUUUUUCUCUCUGAACAUCUUGGAGGAAGUGGAUGGGUUUCUCCUCAGGAUAGCAGACUGCUGUUUGAGUCCCGACGCUGAAAUGACCCUUCUGGCCUUCGCUCUGGCCAGAGGCAGCGUGGCCAAAGUCCUCCAGACCCUGACCUGCAUCAGUGAUCAUCUACAGACCAAGUACAAGGCCUCCUCGCUCAUCGUGUCCAUGGCUUCAGUGAGGCUACGAUUACUCUAUCGUAACGGAAAGCCCCUCCAGCUUCACCUGCAGGCCUGUGAUGUGAAGAGUAAGGAGGAGAAAUCGGGACCAGAGAACAUGCUGGUAGAGUCGUCCACAGGAGACGGUUUUCUCACUGAGAGCGGCAGGAGGAAAGCCAGCGUGAUCCUGUCCACGGAGGACCAGAGCAACUUCCAGGUUACUCAGAUGAAGAUCAAAGUGCGAAAAGGAGCCAUCGGAGCAAAAUGUGGUCUGGUUUUUGCGUACAUGGAGGAAGAUCCUUUUGAUGCAGAGAAACAUUUUAAAAGGUUUAAAAAGUUUGACUCCUGGAGCUACAAGGAGUACAAAGAGUUCGUACAAGACAAUGUGAGGAUUUCAGCCCAGAAUGUGGAUGAGCCCAUUGGCUGGUUUGAACUGGAGGAUGACUGGAAUGAUGUGGAGAUCAAGCUGCAGCAGUGUCGCGUUGCCAAGUUCCUGAUGGUGAAAUUCCUCAGCACCAGGCAGGACUCCGCUGAGCGCCUCGGCGUGCAGACUCUUAGCUUCAGUGGCUACCUUUGCCCAGGAUCCGAGAGGCUUGUGGACCUGGAUGACCUCAGUGGACAGGGAGACAACUUUACUCCCGAUUCUGUCACUGGCCUCUGCCUGCUAAACAAGACCUUGUUCUUCGUCCAGCAGCUUACACGAGACAUGGACGCCUCUUACCUCAAGCAGAAAUACCUUCUGGACUUCAACGGUCUCAGUCUGAGCCUCUUCUGGAACUUGUACACUAAACUCAGGGAGCUUGAUGGCGAGGAGGAGAUGAAGAGCAGGGUUCUGCUCCUACAGCUGAUGCAGAAUUGUUUUCCCAUGCUGCCCAACCCGCUGGAGCCUCCGAACACAGAGGAGAGCGGAGGGUCAGAGGGAGGCUCCUCAGCAGCAGCAGGUCCCUCCAGCACUGGAGAACCUCAACGUCCCUCUACAACGGCUGUGUCGGAACUCUACACUCACUUGUGUGAAAUUGUGGACGGUCCAGAGGGCAAGACUUUAAUGGAAGCAGCUUUGCACAAAGAGGCAGUGAAGGCCCUUCUCAGCGGAGCAGCAGUGUUCUUCCCUGAUAAACUCGACAGGCGGAACAAACUGUUCAACAUGAUGAAGAAUAUCGUAGAGGAGGACCAGCCAGAGUCGAUGAAGGUGACGUUCGAGUCUCUUUGUAACUACUUCAGCGAACAGGACCCCAGCGGCCUUCUGCUGCUGCCCCCUAAAGGAGCUCCGUCAGACUUUGACAUCAGCCCAAUGCUGUCGGUCACGAAGAUGCUGCUGUUGGUAGCAACUAGAGAGUGUGAGGGUCUGAUGGUGGAUGAAAGCAGCGGGAGCAGCAGGGCGGUCCUGCUGUCCUUGUUCUGGGCUCUGCAGGGAAGUCUGCUUUCCUGGUGUUACCUGCAGCUGAAAGGCGGAGCGUCCACGCCGGUGGCACUGGAGCUGUCCAGAGACAUCCUCCUAAAAUAUGUGGAUCAGUUCUUGGGAAGCGUCAAAGCAGUACUCGAGUCCCUGCUGGAGAUGUUCACCAGCUCUGAAAUCACAGACAAACUGGGCAGCUCCAUCCUGGCCAAAGUCUUCAGACAGCUGAUGAUUUUCCUGCUGGAGUUGUGCCCCCUGGACAUUCCUCACAGCGUGCUGCUGAAGAGCUUCUCCUCUCUGGUGGAGCUGAUUAAGAGCCUGUCGAGCAACACUGGAGACAUCUUCUCUAAGGUGGAUCAGGAGAGCUGGCACCAGCCUCAGAAGCCAGUCAUCCUGAGGACCUGGAGCCUGGAAUCUCCUCACAACUACGAGAACAGCCGUCACGAGACGACCAUCUUCGCCUGUCCCGGUGCGACCUCGUUCGAGGUGGAGUUUGAUGAGCGCUGUGAGACUGAGAAGAGAUACGACUAUCUAGAAUUCACUGAUUCCAGAGGUGGGAAGGUGCGCUACGACAUGAAGGUUGGGACUGAGAAAUGGCCAAAGAAGGUGACGUUCGAUGCCGGCCCUCAGCUGCAGUUCCUUUUCCACUCGGACAGCAGCAACAACGAGUGGGGUUACAAGUUUUCGGUCACAGCUCUGGGACUCCCAGAUAUCACCAUUUCCUGGAUGUCUGACCUGCAGCUGCUCGUGGCUCGCCUCAUGGGUCGCCUCGCCUCCAGAACCCUGGCUUUGAAAUCCCCAUAUGAGAUUCGCACCGUAAAGAAGAUCCCGCCUGGAAAAGUCUGCCACGUUCAGUCUUCCCCUCUGUGGAAACCCAUCCUCCGACAUGGACUGUACGAAAAACGGGAAACGAAUCCGACUAAAACAGUUCCAGACCAGACGAACACGUGGACUCCAGAUGACUUUCUGGUCUUCCUGGAGGAUUUUGCACGUUGGAACCCUUCCCAAGAUGUGAAGAACAGUCGGACAGAACUAAUGAGGAACCUCAUGCAGACCUGCAGAAAACAGCCAAUGAGAAAUGAGAUAGCAGCCGGGCCAAAGACAGACCAAGCUGUGAACGCCAUUUGGGCCGCCAUGGUGUACCACACACCCGCUCUGAACCGGGCCCUGAAGACCGGCGUUAAUCCUGACGGCAGUGUGUGCCUGAGCGAGGAGUUUGUGCAGGUUUAUGCUCUGGCAGACAGCAUCCGAACGUGGAUGUUGGAGAUGAAGCAGCGAUAUCUCGUUGGAAAAAUGAUCGUACAGGAAGAUGAUGAAGAGAGUCAAGAAGAGGUUACCAUGGAGACAGUAGCUGAAAUGUUGAUUGAGAAGAGCCUCUUGCUGUUUCGAUUCGCUCCUUGUGGAAAAUCAUGUCAUGGCAGCGACUCCUUAAAAGUGACAGAGAGCAGCUUUGCUCCUCUCCUUCGCCCCGAUUCAAUCUCAGAAGGAGACUUCCAGCCCAGUUCCUCCUCUCCUCAGACCGGAUGUCCCAAGGAGGCUGGUGAUGCCAGAUCAGAACCGAGUCAGCCGCCCAACGCUCCGGUUCCAAACCCCUCUUCAGCUGAGUACAGCCGGCAGGAGAGCGCCUCAUCCCAGCCGGCAGAACCAGCCUCACCCUCCAUCCUCUCCCACAAGGCUCCGUUGAGUCGCUCACGCCUUCGCCUCCUGUCCUGCCGCUCUGUUGAGGAGCCCCGCAUGACGCCAUCGGUCAAAGAUCGCUAUCCGAUCCUCAAACACAUCCUGAACUUCAUGAAGGAUCAGGCUUUCACGACAGCGAGCGUUCUGCACACCCUGGCCCUCAGCACAGCCCAGGCCCGGAGCGUGUGUAAGGUGCUGGAGAUGAUUCAGCAGUGUUUGCGUUCCCUGGGACAGCCGCACCUCUUCCAGCCCCCCUGCAUCCUGUUCCUGCAGGAGCUGCUGGCGUGUCAAAAAGACUUCACCAGCUAUUUUACUCAGCUGUCCGACAGCGGGCAUAAACUGGGAGAGGAGGUGAGGCGCUCCUAUCAUCAGCUGCUGCUCAUGCUCGUGGAGGCUGUCCAGAGCUUCAGUAGCUUAAACGAAGAAGCUCUCCUCCCAGCCCUAUCCUGUGUGCAGACCUGCCUCCUGCACCUCCUUGACAUCAACUGGGAGGCUCAAGACCUCCUUCUCUUCCUGAACAUCAAGCUUCCAGAGCUCCUGCUCGGCAUGUCCCAGGAGAACAUCAGCAUUCACGACAUCGCCAUCAGUCAGUGGACGGAGGAGGAUGAGAUUGCAGACUACAAGAAGAACCAGGAGUGGAUGGAUGAGUGUAUGGACGGCAUGUUUGAGAAGUGGUACGACAAAAUCGAUGAGGACGAGUGCGUGGAUGACAGGAGAAAGAUGCACAUGUUCAUUGCCCGCUACUGCGACCUGCUCAAUGUGGUGAUCUCCUGCGACGGGUGUGAGAGGAUGGCACCGUGGCAUCGCUACAGGUGUCUGCAGUGCUUGGAUAUGGACCUCUGCAAGACCUGCUUCCUCAGUGGCGCUAAGCCCGAGGGCCACGAGGAUGAUCAUGAGAUGGUGAACAUGGAGUACGCCUGCGAUCACUGCCAGGGACUGAUCGUAGGCAGCAGGAUUAACUGUAACGUGUGUGAGGAUUUUGACCUGUGCUACGGUUGCUAUGACGCAAAGAAAUAUCCCGACAGUCACUUGCCCACCCACCGGAUCACAGUGUUUCCCAUGGUGACCAUCCGAAUCAGCGACCGCCACCGCCUGAUCCAGCCCUACAUCCACAACUACUCCUGGCUGCUGUUUGCCGCUCUGGCGCUGUACACGUCUGAGCUGUGCAGCGAGAAGCAGACGGACAGAGACGACCUGGACAGCAGGACUCUGGAGCAGGCCUCGGCUCUGCAGACGCGCUGCUCCCGUCUCAUCACUGACUGUCUGCUCAAGAAACAAACUGGCAAAGGUCUCCGCUCUUCCACCUUGAUCGCGCUGCUGUCCUCCAACGAGUCGGUGUCUGAGAGUGAAAUGUGUCCAGCAUCUCCGGAGACGUCCCAGGAGCUGAGCACAGCCACCGACACGUCCUCGCUGCCUGGCAGCACCGCAGCGAUCUGCUCACCGUCGUCCCCCAGGGACAAGAGUAAACCAGCAGGAAAGGACAAAAGAGCAGAGUUGUCCUUUCCACCAAGCUCUGGGGACGGAGACAAGGAGAAGCUGGUUGCUCAAGACACUCUGGACUCCGCUAGUCUGAGCCAGACGCCCUCUGUGUCCAGCGAAGACCCACUGUCUCCUGUGGUGAGAACCUCAGAGUCUGGACCAGAAGCACUGAAUUCUUCAGCAUCUGACGUUUCUAAGGAGACAGAUGAGAGACUGCCCCAGGUUCCCCUCCAGGACUACGUGUUUUCCGAGUGUUCCAGGGAGAGGAUCCUGGGACUUCUAGCAGCAAUGCUCCCACCAGCUAAACCAUGCAGAACCAUGUCUCUACCCAGUCUGAGCUCCAUCCUGCCACACCUUUUCAGGGCAGUUAUUUCCAACGCCGGCUCUCUGAACAAGACCUUCCACCUCACGCUGGGACUCCUUGGUCAGCUGCUGCUGCGGAUCACUCCGACAGAAGCGGACGCCGCCGUCACCGAGGCUCUGGCUGACAAGUACGACCUGCUGACUCAAGGGGAGGUGGCGUGUUCAGACACGCAGGGCUGGAAGACCACCCAGCUGCUCUUCUGCCUCGGGGCUGCCUGUUUAGACAGUCGUAUUGGUCUGGACUGGGCGUGCACGGUGGCGGACAUCCUUCACAGCCUGAACGCUUGUCCUGAGUGGAGCACGGUCAUCGCUGCCUUCACUGACCACUGCGCUCAGCAGCUUCCACACAGUCUGAAACGGAUUAACCUCUUCACUCUGCUGGUGCUGGUGGGCUUCCCCGAGGUGCUGUGCGUGGGCACUCACACGGUGUUUAUCGACAACGCCAACGAGCAGCACAACAUGAUCCUGCUCAAGCACUUCACAGAGAAGAAUCACGCGGCGGUGGUGGACGUCAAGACGCGCAAAAGGAAAACAGUGAAGGACUACCAGCUCAUCCAGUCUCAGGAUUCCUCCACAGCUGCUUCUUCUGCACAAUCAGAGAACCAAGGCCUCCAAAACACACUUCUGAGUCGCUACCUGAGCAACUUCACCUCCGUGAUCAGCCACCUCCUACAAACCAGCCAGGAGAAUGGGUCUUCUGAUGCCGUGGAGGCUUCCUGGGUCCUGUCUUUGGCUCUUAAAGGCCUCUACAAUACACUCAAGAAGCACGGCGUGGAGAGCUCCCAGGAGGCCAUUCGGCAGUCGGGGCUGACCCAGCUGCUGGUGAGGAAGUGCAGCAAAGGAACUGGCUUCAGCAAGCUGUGGCUGCUGCGAGACCUGGAGAUCCUCUCCAUCAUGCUCUACUCCUCCAAGAGGGAGAUUCAUUCCAUGGCUCAGGAUUCCGAGCGGGACCAGAGGGAGCAGGAGAAGGAGCACGACUCGGACCACUCCAGCUCUGGAGCCGACGACGCCGACGUCAACAGACCCGACCCACUAGAAGGUCUCGACGAGGAGACAAAGAUUUGCUUCCAGAUCACCCAUGAUGCCUUAAACGCUCCGCUGCCGAUCCUGCGAGCCAUGUACGAGCUGCAGAUGAAGAGGACGGACUCCUUCUUCCUCGAGGUGCAGAAGAGAUUCGAUGGAGAGGAAAUAAAAACGGAUGAGACGAUCCGAACGCUGGCUCAGAAGUGGCAGCCCUCCAGGCGGCCUCGUUCUGAGGAGAGGAACUGCAAAGCCGUGGACACCGACAUGAUCGUGGUGACCUGCAUGCAGUCUAAACCCAGCCACUGUGAAAAGGCUACAGAGGAAAUCAACGUGGUGGCUCAGAAGCUCAUCACCAAUUCAGAGAGCGACCUGCAGCUGAGCUACGCGAAGCAGAGACGCUCCAAAAGCUCGGCUCUGCUGCACAAAGAGCUGGACGUCCGCAGCAACCGGGCAGUUCGGCAGUACCUGGUCAAGGUCAACCAGGCCAUCGCCACGCUGUACGCCCGCCACGUGCUGGCGCUGCUGCUGGCCGACUGGCCUGCGGAGGCGCUGCUGAGCGAGGAGGCUCUGGAACUGAACGGGUCGUCGCACAUGGCUUACAUCCUGGAUAUGCUGAUGCAGCUGGAGGAGCGGCCGCUCUGGGAGAAGAUUCUCCAGAGGGUGCUGAAGGGCUGCAGCCAGAGCAUGCUCAGCAGUCUGUCUCUCACGGCGUGUCAGUUCAUGGAGGAGCCCGGGAUGGCCGUGCAGGUCCGGGAGUCCAAGCAUCCAUAUGACAACAACACCAACUUUGAGGACAAAGUGCACGUCCCCGGGGCCAUCUACCUGUCUGUAAAAUUCGACUCUCGCUGCCACACGGAGGAAGGCUGCGAUGAGCUCAUCGUGUCCAGCAGCAGCGAUUUCCUCCAGGAUGUUCACAACUUCAGCGGAUCUCCUCAGAAAUGGUCCGACUUCGAAGUCCCCGGUGACACUCUCUACUACAGGUUCAUGUCUGAUAUGAGCAACACGGAGUGGGGCUACAAGUUCACCGUUACGGGAGGCCAUCGGGGUCGUUUUCAGACCGGUUUUGAGAUCCUCAAACAAAUGUUAGCUGACGAUCACGUGCUCGGUCAUCUGCCACUGGCUGAUAUCUGGGAGUGGCAAGUGGGCGUGGCCUGUCGUCAGACUGGAAACCAGCGACUUAAAGCCAUUCACCUGCUGCUGCGUCUGCUGCAGUGUCCGUCCCAGACAGCCUGUGAGCUGCUGCUGCUGCGACCUCUGUGGCAGCUUUUUAUGUCGAUGGAAAACAACCUGAGUCAGGAUCCCACCAGCGUCACUGUGCUGCUGCCUCUGCACAGAGCUCUCACUGAGCUCUUCUUCACUGCCGAGGCUCGUGCCAUUACACAGGGAAUCCUGCAGGAGUACCUGCUGGCCAUGACCACCCAUGAGCAGCUCCUCGGCCACACAGCGAUGGCUCUGAAGAACAUCGCUGCAAUCAGCUUGGCUAUUAGUUAUCCAAAUAAAUCCACCAAGCCACUAAACAUGUCCUCAUGAGAGAGCCCACCCCCUCAGAGGGAGGCGUUCUGGAGGAGGGGGACGACCUGACGCAGCCGCCUGGUUUAGUCGGCGAUACCCCCCCCCCCCCCCCCCCCCAAACUCCUCAGCACCGUGGACAUCCGCUGUGGAGGAGGUGGGGGAGCACACUCGGAGCACUUUCCACACUUCUACACCAUCCCUCGUUGCCUUAGGUGAAUCCAGUUUAUCAGCAUGUGCUUUCACAGAAAUAAGGGCGGUUGUUGGGUUGAAGUUUUUUUUUUUUUUUUUAACUUAAAGACGCCGGGCUGAAGGCUAAAGGGACAUGACGCGUGCCAAAACUAGCAACCUUCAAGGAAAAUCUGUCCCCCCUUUUUUUGUUUUUAAUGUUCCUGUGCUUUUCCUGAACAGCAGUCGCUCUGGAGUACCCGGUUCAUCUGGGUGAAAACGGGUCGCCUUUGCAACAGUCGAGUCUCAGCAGACACGUAGAGCAUCCUAAGAAUACUGUCCAGGACGUAGGCGUGUCAUUAGUCACCGCCGAGUGAACGAUACAACCCAAAAACCCGCUCCACUCCUCCUCUCUUCUCAUCCAUCUUCUGUCCACCCUGUUUACCAGACAAACAGGAAGAGGCUCAGCAUGACCUCACGUCACGGAAAAGAAAAUAACUCCAGACAAAUACUGAACGUCUUAAAGUCCCUUUCUCUUAUCCGCACAUUUCUUAGUUUAAUAUUAAAAUUGAUCUCCUGGUCCUGGUUUGUUUUCAUAGCAGCUGGUCAGAGUCAAAACAUUCUGCUCCCUCGAACCCAACGAACGCGGAUGUGAACGGCAUCCAGAGGAACGCCGCACAACCUUUCAUCCACCUUUUACUCCCCAAAAAGGUUUUUAGUUUUUUUUAGUCACCAGAUAGUUUUAUACCAAAGAAACCAACCUUUGUGAGCCAUAAAACAUCUCGACAGAUGAGAAAAAGUUUCUUUCCCAUGUUUAGGUAAAAAAAUCAAUUUUAAAGCACCCCCGCCCCCGUGCAGGACAGCUCGUGGUUUUUGUUUACAGACAUCGGCUGCAGAGAAGAAGAAAUGCAUGGCCUCCACUUGGCUUCCAUGACGCCUCACAUAUCUACGACGUGCCUAUAGUUUAAACCGAAGCAAUGGUGAUUUAUCUCAUGUUCUAUUUUAAAAGAGAAAUUUAUCGUUUAAUGUCUUUUGUAACUUUUUACGUUCUUUUGCUUAUUUUGCAGUGAUGCUUGAUUCAAGGCGGCCUAAUUUGAAUGUAAAUAUCUGUGAAUAUCAGUUGCACAGGUUAAAGACUUUGAUAUCAACCCCUUAAAUGAAUAAAGAACUUUAUCAAGCACGA
Nothobranchius furzeri (turquoise killifish) is the source of this 10531-nucleotide messenger RNA. It is a transcript of the gene zzef1, whose product is annotated as zinc finger, ZZ-type with EF hand domain 1. Lineage: Eukaryota; Metazoa; Chordata; Actinopteri; Cyprinodontiformes; Nothobranchiidae. The record is from RefSeq and is a predicted model, not a curated record. Gene Ontology annotation, molecular function: calcium ion binding; zinc ion binding.